Molecule: messenger RNA, 1641 nt
Organism: Lingula anatina
Lineage: Eukaryota; Metazoa; Brachiopoda; Lingulata; Lingulida; Lingulidae
Molecular function (GO): oxidoreductase activity
Source: RefSeq, a predicted model, not a curated record
AGUGACUUAAAAUGGCAGCUCUUCAACCUAGCCUGGAUGCAGCAAGCACUAAGGACAGAUUCAAGGGGCGUGUAGCUAUAGUCACAGGGGGAGCCAGUGGUAUAGGCAGUGCAUGUGUGCGACGCUUCUUGAAUGACGGAGCACUUGUUGCCUUCUUCGACAUCGACCAAGUUGCAGGGAAACAGUUGGAAGCUGAGCUCCAGGCGGCUGGCUUUGAGACGAAAUUUUACCAGGUCGACGUUUCCGACCGAGAGGCCUGCUUCGAGGCCGUUAGCCACGUAGCUAGCCAGUACGGUGGCUGCAUCAACUUUCUUGUGAACUGUGCUGCGGUAUUUAUAUUAAAAGCUCUAGAUGCCGACACGUCCGACUGGGUACAAGUCAUGAGUGUGAAUGUGGCUGGAUACUCGAAUAUGGUACAGGCCUGCUUCCCUCACAUGAAGACAGCCGAACCUGACGCCAGAUCAGUCGUCAAUAUAGCCAGUAUGGUCGGCCACAUGGCAUCGGCCAGUAAAUGGACGUACUCGACCAGUAAAGGUGCCGUGCUGGAGCUGACCCGGUGUAUGGCACUGGACUUGGCCAAAGAUGACAUACGGGUGAACUCCGUGUCACCGGGAGCCAUAAAUACGGCAGCGCUGGCAAACUUCUUCGCAGGCGAUGAAGACCAAAAGAGGUGGUUCGAGGGAUGUCACAUGAUGAACCGUAUCGGCGCAUGCGCAGAAGUUGCCGCCGCCAUUGCCUUCCUCUGCAGCAGAGACGCAUCUUUCAUCACGGGCGCCGAUCUCCCAGUAGAUGGCGGCUAUACGGCACUAGGCCCUGAAAGGCAUGGGAAAGACGGAGCCAAGUUUACGGGCACGAUUCCAGAGUAGACGCUGCACCUCUCCUUCACCUAGAACUAAGCCAAGUUUAACUGUCCUAUGGCCCAAAUGGUUCCUACCACGUGCCCAUUGCCCUUCCAUUUUAGAAAAUAGGGGAGAAUUAACAGACAUGCUGAAACUGUCGGUCCGAUCGGUCAUGACCGGCAAAAUUUUUCUGGACCGGUAAAAAAUCGUACUUUUUCGGCCCACAGGACCUACAAGAGUUUUAAGAGCCGCCAUUUUGAAUUUACAGUCAUCGUUCGAUAUACUUAUACAAGAAUAAAAUUAUAUAAAACCCACAACAUUUUUUCUUUCAUUGACUAAUCGAGCGACACGUAAAAACCGAUCACAUUUUGUUCACAUUCACUAACAAAGUACGCUAGCCAAUCGUAGUAUCCGUCUCAAACGAAUGGGUAACUCCCCAUAUGGAAUCCCCCUGCUCUCGAUAUUACGCGCGCUGUCAUUGGUCUAUUGGUUGCAACGUACAGACCGUUAUCACGAGGGCGGUCCACGCUGCCUAGAACAAACAUGUCAUGGCAAAUGUUUACUGCUAAACUUGGACGCCUGACUCAUUUCUCAAGAACAAUUAUUCAUAUAAAAAGAUGGCAAUUCUUGAGAAAUUAAGCGGUACACGCUGUAGGCCUACUAUUGAACUAAAGGACAAAGUGUGAAAUUCAAGGACUUUCAAAGGAAGAAACGAAUUCAAGCUCUUCUAAAGGCCUGUAUGAACCCUGGAACUUGUGAAAUGAGAACAGCAAUAAAGCAGUGCUUCAUAAGUGUCAGUUUU